This is a messenger RNA of Oenanthe melanoleuca, 8325 nucleotides long. It is a transcript of the gene ATP2B2, whose product is annotated as ATPase plasma membrane Ca2+ transporting 2. Gene Ontology annotation, cellular component: postsynaptic density membrane; intracellular membrane-bounded organelle. NCBI's taxonomy places the organism in Eukaryota, Metazoa, Chordata, Aves, Passeriformes, Muscicapidae. Gene Ontology annotation, biological process: regulation of cytosolic calcium ion concentration; calcium ion transmembrane transport. Gene Ontology annotation, molecular function: P-type calcium transporter activity; ATP hydrolysis activity; ATP binding. The record is from RefSeq and is a predicted model, not a curated record. Bases 476 to 3946 code for a protein of 1156 amino acids. The transcript is spliced from 21 exons.
UUCUGUUGUCGCCGUGGCUCCUCUCCUUCCCCGCGGCGGCGGUCCCCUGUCCCGCCGCGCCCGCUGCGCCCGGCGGUGCGGGAGGAUGCGGGGAUGCUGCGGGGAUGCUGCGCUGCCUCCCCGGCCCCGCCGCGGUGGUACGGUCGUUCUGCAGAGCGGCUCCGCGCCCAUGCCGAGCCCUGAGCCCUCCGCCCGCUAGCCGCGAGCAGGUUGCGCUGGGGAGGAUGUCUUAGCCAAGUCCAGAGGAAGAAAUGACCAUGUAGAUUCCACAGCUUGGGUGCAGCAUAAUGGGCAAUGGUGAAUGGAGUGGAGCUGGUCUGCAGCCUUGAGAGCAGCCGUCCCGUGAGCUCCUCCGGGCCGGGAGCAUCCCCCGCCGCACGCUCGGACCCUUCCCGACUCCCCAAUUCAAGAUUCCUCCCCGCCCGUUUUUUAUUCAAAAACACUUCUGAGGUUGUGUCAGCUGCGAGGAGCCGCCAUGGGUGACAUGACGAAUAGCGAUUUUUAUUCCAAGAACCAAAGAAACGAGGCCAACCAUGCAGGAGAGUUUGGGUGCACGCUGCAGGAGCUGCGCUCCCUCAUGGAACUCCGGGGGACAGAAGCAGUAGUAAAAAUUAAAGAGACUUAUGGGGAAACAGAGGGGCUCUGCAGGCAUCUGAAGACAUCACCAACAGAAGGAUUAGCUGGCACUGCUGCAGACCUAGAAAAAAGAAAGCUUAUUUUUGGAAAAAAUUUUAUACCUCCAAAGAAGCCAAAAACAUUCAUACAGCUAGUUUGGGAAGCCUUGCAGGAUGUGACUCUUAUAAUCUUGGAAAUUGCAGCCAUCAUAUCUCUGGGGCUUUCGUUUUAUCAGCCACCUGGAGAAGGGAAUGAAGGGUGCGGCACUGCCACGGGGGGAGCCGAGGAUGAGGGGGAGGCCGAAGCCGGCUGGAUCGAGGGCGCUGCCAUCCUCCUGUCUGUCAUCUGCGUCGUGCUGGUCACUGCCUUCAACGACUGGAGCAAGGAGAAGCAGUUCCGGGGGCUGCAGAGCCGCAUCGAGCAGGAGCAGAAGUUCACCGUGGUGCGGGGCGGGCAGGUCAUCCAGAUCCCCGUGGCCGAGAUCGUGGUGGGGGACAUCGCUCAGGUGAAAUAUGGUGACCUUCUGCCUGCUGAUGGGAUAUUUAUCCAAGGAAAUGAUCUCAAAAUCGAUGAGAGCUCUUUGACUGGGGAGUCCGACCAGGUCCGCAAGUCGGUGGACAAGGACCCGAUGCUGCUGUCAGGCACCCAUGUCAUGGAAGGCUCUGGGAGGAUGCUGGUGACUGCUGUGGGGGUGAAUUCUCAGACUGGCAUCAUCUUCACUCUGCUGGGAGCUGGGGGAGAAGAGGAGGAGAAGAAAGACAAGAAAGCCAAGCAGCAGGACGGGGCUGCUGCCAUGGAGAUGCAGCCGCUCAAGAGCGCCGAAGGCGGCGAGGGCGACGACAAGGACAAGAAGAAAUCCAACAUGCACAAGAAGGAGAAGUCCGUCCUGCAGGGGAAGCUGACCAAGCUGGCAGUGCAGAUUGGCAAAGCAGGUCUGGUGAUGUCUGCCAUCACUGUCAUCAUCUUGGUACUGUAUUUUGCCAUUGACACCUUUGUGGUCAACAAGAAGCAGUGGCUGCCUGAGUGCACUCCUGUCUACGUUCAGUAUUUUGUUAAAUUCUUCAUCAUUGGUGUUACUGUGCUCGUGGUUGCUGUUCCUGAGGGACUCCCACUUGCUGUCACUAUUUCUCUGGCUUAUUCUGUGAAGAAAAUGAUGAGGGACAACAACCUGGUGAGGCACCUGGACGCCUGCGAGACCAUGGGCAACGCCACGGCCAUCUGCUCGGACAAGACGGGCACGCUGACCACCAACCGCAUGACGGUGGUGCAGGCCUACGUGGGCGACGUGCACUACAAGGAGAUCCCCGAGCCCGACUCCAUCCCUGCCAAAACCAUGGAGCUGCUGGUCAACGCCAUCGCCAUCAACAGCGCCUACACCACCAAGAUUCUGCCACCAGAAAAAGAGGGCGGGCUGCCUCGCCAGGUGGGCAACAAGACGGAGUGUGGCCUGCUGGGCUUUGUCCUGGAUCUGAAGCAGGAUUACGAGCCCGUCCGGAGCCUCAUCCCCGAGGAGAAGCUCUACAAAGUUUACACCUUCAACUCGGUCAGGAAGUCCAUGAGCACGGUGAUCAAACUGCCCGACGGCAGCUUCCGCAUGUACAGCAAGGGCGCCUCCGAGAUCGUCCUCAAGAAGUGUUCCAGGAUCCUCAACGCAGCUGGGGAACCUCGCAUCUUCCGGCCCCGCGACAGGGACGAGAUGGUGAAGAAGGUGAUUGAGCCCAUGGCCUGUGAUGGGCUGAGAACCAUCUGUGUGGCUUUCAGAGACUUCCCCAGCAGCCCCGAGCCCGACUGGGACAACGAGAACGACAUCUUAUCCGACCUGACCUGCAUCUGUGUCGUUGGCAUUGAGGACCCAGUAAGGCCAGAGGUGCCAGAAGCCAUCCGGAAGUGCCAGCGAGCCGGGAUCACCGUGCGCAUGGUCACCGGGGACAACAUCAACACGGCGCGCGCCAUCGCCAUCAAGUGCGGCAUCAUCCACCCGGGAGAGGACUUCCUGUGCCUCGAGGGCAAGGAGUUCAACAGGAGGAUCCGAAACGAGAAGGGAGAGAUUGAGCAGGAGCGCAUUGACAAAAUCUGGCCAAAGCUCCGGGUGCUUGCUCGCUCUUCCCCCACGGACAAACACACUUUGGUGAAAGGUAUUAUUGACAGCACACAGGUGGAGCAGAGGCAGGUGGUAGCUGUGACUGGGGAUGGAACCAACGAUGGACCAGCACUUAAAAAAGCUGAUGUUGGCUUUGCAAUGGGCAUUGCUGGCACGGACGUGGCCAAGGAGGCCUCGGACAUCAUCCUGACCGACGACAACUUCAGCAGCAUCGUCAAGGCCGUCAUGUGGGGCCGCAACGUCUACGACAGCAUCUCCAAGUUCCUGCAGUUCCAGCUCACCGUCAACAUCGUGGCCGUCAUCGUGGCCUUCACCGGCGCCUGCAUCACCCAGGACUCUCCCCUGAAGGCCGUGCAGAUGCUGUGGGUGAACCUGAUCAUGGACACGUUCGCCUCGCUGGCGCUGGCCACGGAGCCGCCGACCGAGGCGCUGCUGCUGCGCAAACCCUACGGCCGCAACAAGCCGCUCAUCUCCCGCACCAUGAUGAAGAACAUCCUGGGCCACGCCGUCUACCAGCUCACCCUCAUCUUCACCCUGCUCUUUGUCGGUGAGAAAAUGUUUAAGAUUGACAGUGGGAGGAACGCCCCGCUUCACUCUCCUCCUUCUGAGCACUACACCAUCAUCUUCAACACCUUUGUCAUGAUGCAGCUCUUCAACGAGAUCAACGCCCGCAAAAUCCACGGCGAGAGGAACGUCUUCGACGGCAUCUUCAGAAAUCCCAUUUUCUGCACCAUUGUCCUGGGCACAUUCGCCAUUCAGAUAGUAAUUGUCCAGUUUGGAGGAAAGCCAUUCAGCUGCUCUCCCCUGCAGCUGGACCAGUGGAUGUGGUGUGUAUUUAUUGGAUUAGGAGAGCUGGUCUGGGGUCAGGUCAUUGCAACCAUCCCAACAAGUAGGCUAAAGUUUUUAAAGGAGGCAGGGAGGCUCACUGAGAAGGAGGAGGUCCCUGAGGAAGAACUCAAUGAAGAUGUUGAAGAAAUAGAUCAUGCAGAGAGAGAACUCCGACGUGGACAAAUCCUCUGGUUCCGAGGCCUCAACAGAAUCCAAACCCAGAUCGAAGUAGUCAAUACUUUCAAGAGUGGCACUUCCUUUCAGGGGGCUCUCAGGAGACAGUCCUCCGUCACAAGCCAGACCCAGGAUGUAACCAAUAUUUCUAGCCCUAGUCACGUAUCGUUAUCCAAUGCUCUUUCCUCUCCUACCAGCACCUCUGCUGCUGCGGCUGGGCAGGGCUAGAGAACAUUGGACAAAAGGGUUCAGCAGGAGAGAGUGAAAUAAAAAGAGGUUGUGAGUCUUUAACCUUGAGCCUGAAAUGAAUGUGAACCAAACUCCAGAUACUUGGCUUAGAUGAAGCCAGGUAAACAUUCGAGUAUAAGCCCACACACUACCAACCAGAACACAGCUUUGGUGCUUACAAGGCUUUGGAGAUUUUGCCUAGAUGUUUGUAUUUAGGACUGACAUUCUGAAUAUCACCUUUUUCUUCUGAUGGGAAAAAAAAAAAUUGUAGUAUCUAAAAUUCUACUUCUUUUUUUUGGUUUUGUUUUUGUUUUUUUUUUUUUUCCUUGCCUGAUGCAGUAUAAUAAAUCUGAUUUUCAAGGUGGGAUGAAGCUGAAGUUUUUUUCUGUUACAGCUCCAGAGAAGAAAGAAGUGGAAACUUAUAGCAAUGUCAAAAAUGUCCUGAAGUGUUGUCCCCGCAGUCUUUUGUUAAAAGCAGUUCAUUUUUUUCUGUUGUCUCCAUUACUGUGAGAAAAGGGAGCUGUAUCUCACUGUUUGUCUUCCCUUGGCAUUGUCAGUCUCAUAAAGAAACACCAUUACAUGAACUCUACAUAGUUCAUACUAAACCAACACUUCCCAGGUUCUAUCCAUCACGGAUGUCCCUGCUUUUCCAUGCUUUUACAGCCAUAACAACAUCCCAAGUACAUCUGCUUUCUUUUAUCUUCCAAAAAAACCUGGCUGAGCUUUGGUUCAGCAGAGCCCCAAAACGUUUUAUCACCAGAUAUUACCUCAAAUCUUGAAUUUAAGCUUGUAUUGAAAGAAUUUGUAGCUGCUGGGCCAUCUAACUCAGGGUAAAUAAUAUAUUUAAAUCUGGGGGUUGCAUCAGCUAUAAUAGGUCAAUUAAAUAUUGUAGUAUUAUGAUAGAGAAAUUAAAAUGCCACCUUUAUAUGCAACAAACCCUCUGCCUUUGUUUCCACUAAGUUUUGUCCCUGCAAGCAAUAAUUUGAUCCGUUGAGGGACAGACUUUGAAAAUUUUGAAUUUUCCAAUGCAGAAAUUCUGUCACUGAAUGAUGUGUGACAUUUUAAAAAAAAACAAAAAAAAAACAAACAAAAAAUUUAUUCUGGAUGCCAAGCAUCAACAUUUAACAUACAACAUUUUAAGCUGAGGAGGGAGUUCCCUCUAAAGUGGAAAGUUAAUGGAAAAUUAAUAUACAUCUCUGUACAGAAAUGUUAAGUAAAGAUGUGGGUUUCUACAGCUCCCCUGUGAAGAAAGCUCUUUAGAAAUCUAAUUUGAUUUAUUGUCAGCUUCAGGGACUUGCCAAGUCUGGCUUUUCCAUUACCAUUGCCUUCAGAAGAUGAACUACCUUAGGUAUCAGCAGAGCUGAAGCUGUUCUAAGCUAAUAUUUCCAAUGUGAACAAGUAGAUGCCAUUCUAGAAACAUCUCAGUGUUCUUCCAAGACCCAAACAGUCCUGGCCAAAAAUUUUGCCACACACCUUCACCUAAAAUGAGAGGCUGCAUUUCUAUCUUGAGACCAUGAAGCCAAAAUUCAUUAUUGCAGUGCUCCCCUGCAAUGGCUCAUUAAUUAAUUAAUUAAUUCAAGAGCCACUGCAGAGCCCCAAAUCCAGGUCAAACAUGCAGGCACGUUUGCAGAGCUGCCUGUCAAACACAGCUGGGAUCUGUGGUUCUCCCUGGAUUGACUAGAGGCUUGGAGUUAAAUCCAAACGAGGUGCCAAAUGUUGGUGUUAAAGCAAUACAGAUGCUUUCCCUGCAGUGGGACAUGGAGCUCACAAAUCGAGAGCAGUUCCUCCCUUGCUAAACCAUGGAAACUUAAAUACAGUUUGUGUGAUGAAGAAAAGCUUUCCUUUCUUUGGAUUCUGCUGGAUCUGUUCAGGAUAAUAUCAAACCCUUUUAUUUACAUAAAAUUUACCUUCGGUACAAAGAAUCCAGCUGGCAAAUAGAACCGAAGUCUAUGCCAUAAGAAGUGGCUGUUUCCAAGAAAAUGAAAUUAUCUUGUUUAUUGAUAAGCUCUAGCAUCCAGCUGCAGCUGAAGAGGUGACUGGCAUUUGUGUUUAAAGAGCAGAAAUGAUGGGGAGGUUUGCAGAAAUGUCACCUCAUCAGCCCAUACUCUAAAGUACCCACAGUACUAAAAGUUUCCUGAUUUAAUAUCGGGCAAUAUGGGAAUGUGGUUUUAAGGCUGCCUCAACAAUCACACAGCUUUUUUCAUCAUUACUCUGCAUUUUAAAAGACAAGCCAGGAGGGCAUAGAUAGAGAAGGAAUUUGGCACCUUUUCUGUCUUUAGCAGUGCAGAGGAACCUCUUUCCCCACGCUGUUGACUCUACAGAGCCCUCACACAACUCAGAUUCAGCUCUCAUAAACCCCAGGAGCUCCCUUAGGUACACUGUGUGAUUGCAGUGGGUAAAACUGAUUGGAAAUGUAUUUGUUGAUUAUAUUGUGCAAGACAAUCUUCUCUCUUGCACCUCUGCCAACCUGAAAUGUUCUCUCACCCCAGGGCCUGGCUGAGCUGCUCUGUACCACUCCAAUCCCCUUACCUGGAGCACAAGCAGUCACAUGAACUACUUUUUGUACUGUGCCCUGCUGUUACCAAAUGCAUCUGUGAAGGGAAAGGAGAGAAUUUGGGCUGACCAAACGAUCUGAACGUGGUAGGAUUUCAGCUGUUAAGAUUUAUGAAAGAUGACGAAUAUCCAAAUUUAGAGAGCACAAAAAAGAAUGGAGUUCAAAGAACAAAAACCCAAGUCAGCCUCUUCCUGAGAAGUGCUGAAAUUCUGUCCAACUUGGCCAGCUCCAAGCACGGGAUCAGCUGGACCCCACAGCUGGAGCCCUGUGGCCCUGUGCCAUUACUGAAGUGCAGUCUGCCAAGGAAAAGAGGAAUUAAAGCUUUCCAAAGCAACCGACAAUGUGCAGCAUAUUUACAUGUACAAAGAUCCACAUGCCAACCACCAAACCAUUUCAGACGUGUGUGGAGAAGCUUUCACAGUACCUGCUUGCACCUUUUCUGCCUCUGCCUGUGUUUUAGUCUCCCCCCUGAGAAUUGCUCAAGGUUCUGUCAUGGACUACAUGGAAGUAGAGGGAUAGAACUCAUACUUAGUCAUGAAACAUUUGCCAACAGAUCACGUUUUGCCAUUCCGUUUUUUCCUCUCUGCCCCUCCACCCCCUUCCAAAAAGUUCUGUUUUUUUCAGCAGUAACCCAGCACAACCCUUCACUUCUUUUGAGAACUGGUAGGUCCCUGGGACGUAGAGAGCAUCCCUCCCUUUGCCCACCCACAGAGGAAUUAGUGUCCCCUCUCCUCACUCUGCUCCUCCCAUUUCCUACUGGGAAAACGCUGAGAAUCGCUGGGCUGAGUCUUGAGUUGAUUUUCACCUCUGUUCUUACUGCCAGGUGGUUUCUGGCACUAGGUGGCCCCUGGCACAGGUCCCUGACCUGCUUUAAAGACUGCAUAUAUGGCAUAAAUCGUGUGGCUUUCAGCAUUUAACUGAGACACCAAAUCCAAACAGCUGGCUGUUAACAAUGGGACUCAAUUCUACCCAACAACCAAUCCAUUAUUUUAUUUACACGUUCUUCUAUUUAUUAACAAGCUGAAUGGCUAGAACAGUGGGUCUAUACUCGAGUGUUUACCUCACAUCUGCAUGAAGGACAAAUAAAAGUUGGUUCAACGAUACUAUGUUCACAUUAUCCAGGCUUCCAAGUGUAGUUGUUGUGUGCAAGUUAUCUCUGUUCAUGUGGUAACUGUGAUUUUUAUUUUUUUUAUUUUUUCCCCUGUGGUAGCAUGAUUACGCUUAGUACUCUGUCUGCUUGGCUUUUUGUGCUCUUGGCUGCAUCCAUUUAGAUUUUGCUUUAAAACAUUGAUAUUCUAGUUUUUACACUUGGCUCCUGUGUGUGUCCCAUACGUACCCAUCCCACCGUGUCCGUGUUCCGUGCUUUUCUGUUUGUGAAGUGUGAUAUGUUAUGUGUAAUGGUUUUUUUUAACAACAAUGCAAAAGAGACUUUUUAAUUAAAACAAACAAACAAACAAAAAAAAAAGCCUUUCUACUUACUCACUGCAAAAAACCUAUCAACAUGCAUGGUUUGACAUUUGCAUUACAAUUAACAUGGCUUGUCUUUUACUAGGGAUGUACCACACGAGUGGACCUUGGCUUUCUUUAACCACUCCUCCCCAUCAGUUCUUUGAUGGCUUUAAACCUUGGUUUAUUUUAAUAUUGCAGUUGGUACAGACAUUCAAAAUGCACAUAACUGAGCCACUCGUUUAUGCAUAUAACAUCCAGAGACUUUGGACUCCAGCUGCCUGCACUGCCCUAACCAUGUGCUACAUUUUUCACCAAGUGUUCUCUGCCCUGCUGCUGCCCUGGGGAGGUGCCCUCUGACAGCCCUUUCCUUUUCUCC